Neurospora crassa OR74A is the source of this 1599-nucleotide messenger RNA. RefSeq lists its product as hypothetical. The record is from RefSeq and is a predicted model, not a curated record. The coding region runs from base 42 to 422 and encodes 126 amino acids. NCBI's taxonomy places the organism in Eukaryota, Fungi, Ascomycota, Sordariomycetes, Sordariales, Sordariaceae. The transcript has 2 exons.
GUUCGGCUUAGGUUUGGGCGCUUGGACGCAUCAUGCCUUGAAUGUUGUCCUUCAGCUUCAUCAAUCAACUGAUGGUCUCACAUCUAUCCCGGCGUAUCAUCAUGGCUGUUCAAUCAAUCAUCAUCCAUCCAUCCAUCUAUUCGACAUCUAGUGCACAGCCGACACUUCCUCGUGUUGUGUCCGGGAAUUUGCGUCGCCACUUCCUCGGUGCUUUUGGGCGUUGCGCGGGCCUGUGGUGGGCGGUCAUUCCAUUCGGCGGUUCUGUUUCGACAACAGCGAGAAGCGACGCAUUGGCGGUUGCUCACCUACCUCUGGAGCACACAUCGAUCUCCCGCCCAUUAUCGAUUUAUGGCAUCGGCCUCGGCGCAAACUGGACCAACUUCCAACUUCCCGCUUCGAGGCCUCCCUUCCUCGGCUCUUGAUUUCGUUUCUCAUGGCGGCUACUUUCAGUGGACUUCAUCUAACCAACCGCAACUGCUGCACCGCAAUCCAGCUGAAUAGCUUCUCGACAUUUGGUCACCGCAACUUCCACAUGGCGCUUGCAACUUCGCCUGCAACACAUCCGACACUGCCAGGACUUCAGCACACUCUGCUGCCUGUUUAGCGGAUGACUGCGAAACCGACCGGGUUUCGCUUUCUUGCUUCGGGUACCGAAUUUUGCCAAACCAUUCCGCCACAUCCCCAAAACCAGGAGUUACAAAAGCACCGACAUAAAACAGCAUUCACAGUUCCAGGUUCAGCGCGCAGACAGAAAGGGGAAAAGGACUGACUCGCAGGCAUGCUACCGGCACACCUCAAAUGGACGCAAAAAGGUGGUGCAGCGACAUGAGCAAUCAAACACAGUUGGCAGAGCAAAGUUCUCGUCAUUGAUGGGAUGGCGCGGCACGCAUUUGCACGCGUUGGACUUGAUCACGACACAACAAAAAGCCUGCUUUUUAAAGCAACGAGAUUCAAAGCCAGGAGGGACGGGAUCAUCACGGGCAAAACAAAAGCGAUACAAAGCGAGCCUCGUAAGCGUCACCAAAGGUAAGCGCGCCCUCCCUCUUUCGCCCGCUUUGACAUGUUUUAUCAGGCUGCGAGUCCUGUCGGAUGCCGUGUCGAGCCUUGUACCGGUACCUGUGUCAAAAUUUGGCGGGUCUGGAUUGGCUCGUUGCCGUGGAUAGUGCCUCACAUCCCUGUCAGAUUGCGUUUUCAGACCACGAGCCUCGUUUAUGACUCAUAACGUGUGCCCGGCCCCAGCGAUUUUCAUGGAAAAUCACCAAAAAAAAACUCGUUUCCCUUCCGAACUCGCAAAUUUUUCUUUCGGCUUCUCUUCCUUUUCUUCCCCCCUUUGCGACUCCCAGGUCACGCCAUGCCCGUAUUUGCCUCGGAUGUCGGGUACCACGGACACCGAAGUUCAGUCGUGUCGUGUCAACAGUCGUUACUGUUUGUUACAAACGCCUUGCAUUGAAACCUGUUGCACCUACAAUCUCUUUUUUUUUUCCCGGCCGUUUGUGGUGAUGUGCUUGUUGGAAGGAAACAAAAGCGAAAAAAAAAACAAAUCAAGGUGGGAAGUAAGCCGGGUGUAGGCAAGUUUGUGCAAAUGGUAUUGCCAAGUAA